AUGAAGAAAACUUCUAAAAGACGCGUUUUAGCAAGCGUUGUACACUGCCAAACAUUGUAUGCAGCGCCGGCAUGGCAUACAGCUAUUACAAGUCAGAAUAGAUUGGCGAAACUAAGGAGAAUACAGAGGGCUUUGUGCAUUAGAGUUUGCAGCGCCUACCGAACUAUAUCAGGGGAGGGUGCUGGUGUUAUUGCCGGAAUUCCUCCGAUUGUUCUCCUGAUGCAAAAGAGGUAUGAAGUCUACAACGGAUCGACAAAAAACGAAACCAGAGCACAACUUAUGGAAAUAUUGCAGGAAAAAUGGACAGGCGGAAGGCAUGGAAGGUGGACAUUUACACUCAUUCCGAAACUGCUAAAAUGGAUAACGCGAUCUUAUGAUGAGGUCGAUUACUAUAUCACCCAAAUAUUAUCGGGGCACGUUGCUGGUGAAAGUUUUUUUAGUUGGUAG
Sitophilus oryzae (rice weevil) is the source of this 447-nucleotide messenger RNA. RefSeq lists its product as uncharacterized. The record is from RefSeq and is a predicted model, not a curated record. NCBI's taxonomy places the organism in Eukaryota, Metazoa, Arthropoda, Insecta, Coleoptera, Curculionidae. The transcript has a single exon. The coding region runs from base 1 to 447 and encodes 148 amino acids.